AUGGCACAGCCCCCCUUCCUCAUCUCAGACGGCACAGCCCCCCUUCCUCAUCUCAGACGGCACAGCCCCCUUUCCUCAUCUCAGACGGCACAGACCCGCUUCCCGAUCUCAGAUGGCACAGCCCCCCUUCCUCAUCUCAGACGGCACAGCCCCCUUUCCUCAUCUCAGAUGGCACAGCCCCCCUUCCUCAUCUCAGAAGGCACAGCCCCCCUUCCCGAUCUCAGAUGGCACAGCCCCCCUUCCUCAUCUCAGACGGCACAGCCCCCUUUCCUCAUAUCAGACGGCACAGACCCCCUUCCCGAUCUCAGACGGCACAGCCCCCCUUCCUCAUCUCAGAAGGCACAGCCCCCUUUCCUCAUCUCAGACGGCACAGACCCUCUCCCUCAUCUCACACGGCACAGCCCCCCUUCCUCAUCUCAGAAGGCACAGUCCCCCUUCCUCAUCUCAGACGGCACAGCCCCCCUUCCUCAUCUCAGAUGGCACAGCCCCCCUUCCUCAUCUCAGACGGCACAGCCCCCCUUCCUCAUCUCAGAAGGCACAGCCCCCUUUCCUCAUCUCAGACGGCACAGACCCUCUCCCUCAUCUCAGACGGCACAGCCCCCCUUCCUCAUCUCAGACGGCACAGCCCCCUUUCCUCAUCUCAGAAGGCACAGCCCCCCUUCCCGAUCUCAGAUGGCACAGCCCCUCUUCCUCAUCUCAGAUGGCACAGACCCCCUUCCUCAUCUCAGACGGCACAGCCCCCCUUCCCUAUCUCAGACGGCAGAGCCCCCCUUCCUCAUCUCAGAAGGCACAGCCCCCCUUCCCGAUCUCAGAUGGCACAGCCCCCUUCCUCAUCUCAGACGGCACAGCUCCCCUUCCUCAUCUCAGACGGCACAGCCCCCCUUCCUCAUCUCAGACGGCACAGCCCCCCUUCCUCAUCUCAGAAGGCACAGCCCCCCUUCCCGAUCUCAGAUGGCACAGCCCCCUUUCCUCAUCUCAGACGGCACAGACCCGCUUCCCGAUCUCAGAUGGCACAGCCCCCCUUCCUCAUCUCAGACGGCACAGCCCCCUUUCCUCAUCUCAGAUGGCACAGCCCCCCUUCCUCAUCUCAGACGGCACAGACCCCCUUCCCGAUCUCAGACGGCACAGCCCCCCUUCCCGAUCUCAGAAGGCACAGCCCCCCUUCCCGAUCUCAGACGGCACAGCCCCCCUUCCUCAUCUCAGACGGCACAGCCCCCUUUCCUCAUCUCAGAUGGCACAGCCCCCUUUCCUCAUCUCAGACGGCACAGACCCCCUUCCCGAUCUCAGACGGCACAGCCCCCCUUCCCGAUCUCAGAAGGCACAGCCCCCCUUCCCGAUCUCAGAAGGCACAGCCCCCCUUCUCGAUCUCAGAAGGCACAGCCCCCCUUCCUCAUCUCAGAAGGCACAGCCCCCCUUCCUCAUCUCAGACGGCACAGCCCCCCUUCCUCAUCUCAGAAGGCACAGCCCCCCUUCCCGAUCUCAGACGGCACAGCCCCCUUCCCGAUCUCAGAAGGCACAGCCCCCCUUCCUCAUCUCAGAAGGCACAGCCCCCCUUCCCGAUCUCAGAUGGCACAGACCCCCUUCCUCAUCUCAGAUGGCACAGACCCCCUUCCUCAUCUCAGAAGGCACAGCCCCCCUUCCCGAUCUCAGACGGCACAGCCCCUUCAUUUACAGUCUGCCUCUGGAGAUUACGGAAUUUAA
This is a messenger RNA of Cynocephalus volans (Philippine flying lemur), 1701 nucleotides long. RefSeq lists its product as uncharacterized. The transcript has a single exon. The record is from RefSeq and is a predicted model, not a curated record. Lineage: Eukaryota; Metazoa; Chordata; Mammalia; Dermoptera; Cynocephalidae. Bases 1 to 1701 code for a protein of 566 amino acids.